Colossoma macropomum (tambaqui) is the source of this 2398-nucleotide messenger RNA. RefSeq names its product dapper homolog 3. Gene Ontology annotation, biological process: negative regulation of canonical Wnt signaling pathway. Gene Ontology annotation, cellular component: cytoplasm. Bases 1 to 2118 code for a protein of 705 amino acids. The record is from RefSeq and is a predicted model, not a curated record. The transcript is spliced from 4 exons. NCBI's taxonomy places the organism in Eukaryota, Metazoa, Chordata, Actinopteri, Characiformes, Serrasalmidae.
AUGCGAUUUAAAGGCAUGAGUGGCGCGAUUAGGCAGCUGCGCUUCAUCUGGAGAACCGCGGAUCAGCUCAGCGGAGGCGCGCGCUUCUCCGGGUUUGGCGGUGCGUUCAGGAGUCGUGAUGCUUUCUCUGGAUCUGCUGAAGCCAAAACAGACCGAGGAGGUUUGCAGCUUUUGUUGAGUGGAGGAUCCCGCAGAGCAGGAGGAGGAGAAGGAGAAGGAGGAGGAAGAGGGGGAGAGUUUUCCUUCAUGCACCGCGGCAUUUCUCUCCACAUGCCGGCCGAGCGGAGCCGCAAUAAGGAGCUGCUGGAGGCCAGCGUGGCCUGGCUGUGGGAGCUGGAGGAGCUCCGAGAGCGGCAGCACAACCUCGUCCUGACCGCGUUGUCGCUGGGGGGCCCGCCGGCAGGGGGCGAGCUGGAGCCCGAGCCUGGAGGCUGCGUGGAUCCGGAGGAGUGGGCUUUCAGACGGAGGCUGGACCGUCUCCAGGAUGCCCCCAGUGGGCUGAUGCAGGUACUGCAGCAGCAGUUCAGUGAGCUGAGGGUGGACACGUGUGACCAGAGUGCAGAGGAUGAUCUGGACAGUCCCUCGAGCUCAGGUUUUUAUGAGCAGAGUGAGACUCAGUCUCCUCCAAGGCGCUCCAGCUCCUCCCCUAGUCUCUCCUUCCCCAGUCACAGGCCAAGAUCAGUGGAUGCCUACAUGUGGGACUGGGAAAGUCAGAGGGAACCUACCCCUCGUACUGUCCUGCCACGUUCAUUCUCCGCCCCCUACCCCCCUCUAGAGGGCAUCGCAGAGGGAACCGAGGAGGAAGAGGAUGAUGAUGAAGACGUUGAUAAUGAAGAUGGAGCUUUGUGGUCCGAAGGCCAGGUGGUAAAUGGAGAUCCCUUGAACAGACAUGAAAUGGGCCUCACUGUGGAGGUGAAUGAAGGCCCCGAUGGGGAGGUCAAUGUGGGUCCCACUGUGGACAUAGAUGGCCCCACUGAGGAGACUGAUGAGGGUCCUGUUGAGGAAGUAGAUGAGGGUCCCACAGCAGAGGACAUUCAGCAAGCAAUGCGUGUGGAGGCCUAUAUUUUGGGCCUCCUACAGCGCUGUUCCCUUAACCCAAAUCCCAGCCCUUCCGCAGACCUCGAUUUUACCUCUAACCGCUGGCAAGACCUACAUUCUUAUCCACCCGUAACAAACAACUAUUGUGACCCUACACCUGGCCACUCAGAAUGGCAAGAAUGGGCAGCCCUCAAUGAGGAAGAAGAUGGUGGAGAGGAGUCACAAGAAGGGUACUACAUGCCCCCUCUGGAUCCACAGGAUGGGCCAGCCUCCCUUGUAUGUGAAGAUCCAGAAUCCUCCUUAGAGAUGGAGCAAUAUGGAGCUAUGAAGCCUUGCACCAGCAGUAGUGAUGGUGACUCACUUCAGCACCAACGAGGCUACCUAGAGCAUCACGCUACAGUGUUGGACCCUAUGUCAUCAUCACACUACAUCCGUACCCGUAUUUCUCCACCUGCAACACUUGAGUCUGCCGAACAAGACUGGACACCUCGAUUACCAAGAAUGCAUCAGGAGGAAAGGUGGGGAUCAGUGGAGGAAAGACGUGGCAAGACAACAAGCCGAUCUCAAUCGGAAGGAAGCUUCCCACCCCAAGGGUGGACUGUCCAACCAGAACAUAGGUACUAUACAGUGGGACGGGACAGGGGCACUCACUGCAUAGAUGAAGACUAUCUGUCCAAUCAGAGGCUCUGGUGCUCCUCAGCAGACCUUAGCCAAGAGGAGGAGGAGUCAUCACUCAGAGGGGAAGAGCCUAUGCUCAAAUACACAAGCCUACCUUUUCACACCUUCCCUCAGUACACAGAGCAGAGCCAGCAUCUUAGAAAUGGGACGAAUGCUAGAGCUAGCCGUGGUGAAGGCUCUGACUCUAGCCUGAGCGAGACGUGCUCUCCGAGGUCCAGCUCUGUGUCUAGUGAUUCAGACGAGAGCGGGGGGCUUGUCUGGCCUCAGCAACUGCCUCCACGUUUGCCUGCUUCCUCCCAGAAUGCCCAGAGCUCUGUGGUCAAGAUCAAAGCUUCGCAUGCACUGAAAAGGAAGAUCAUGCGUUUCCGCUCAGGCUCACUCAAGGUCAUGACUACUGUCUGAUCAUGAAUGUUGCAUGUGGGAUCACCUAGGUUCAAUAAACGGCUGUGCAAAUAACGAUUUUUGGCCCAGGUACACCCCAUUACAUUAAUUACCAGCUCCAGUGGCUUCCUCAGUGUUAGUUGGACCCCGGUGGAAGUUGAUCUAAUUCUAAGUAUUAUAUCUAAUUCCAACAUAUCCCAAAAUACCAGUUUACAUGGUUAAAGUCCUGGAACUGCGCAGGCAACUGAAGCAAUGAAAACUCUUUCUGGAAUUUUCUGGAACUAUUCAGUGACGAUGUGCC